ACUUUCUCUCUAUAUCUAUCGCUUUUUCUCUUAUGAAUUAUCUGCUACCGCGCAGCCUCCUAAAAAUUAUAUGAAAAAACUUGUUCUCAAUUAUGAUAAACAUAUGUGAUGUACUUUUUAAACGUAAAACUUUAACUUUUUUUAGUAACGCGUAGACAUAUGUGUACAAUUCAGUUCGUUUAAGUGUAAACGAGCAUUUUUCAGCCCUAACGGAAUACAUAAAUAUCAAUAAACCUGGCCAUGUCAUGGGAGAGUGUUGCAUCCAAGGAUUUUCUUAGCAUUCCAACGAGUCAUAAUUUGUCUGCAACACACUUACUUGCUUCUCCUGAUGGUUCGCGAUACCUUUUAGAAGAUUCAAAUGGUAUAUGCCAAUUUGAUGGAAGCUUUUCGCGAGCGGCAGGACUCGGAUCCAGUCCGGAUGCAACUGGUCCUACGCAUAUAUGGAAUCGUUACGGACUUUUGGGUUCUGGUUCAGUUACAAGUUGUUUUUCGGCGUGUCAACGGAGUCUUAAACAAUAUAUAGCUAAGCGCAAGAUUGAACGGGGGCGGCAGUUAUAUGAGCAAAACCACCAAACAGAAGCAGUCCGGACGUGGCGCAGCGCUCUGAAAGGGGACUGCCAAAGAGAAGAUUGUUUUCAGCUUCUUGGAUACCUUUAUCAGGCUCAUAUGGAUUGGGGAAAAUUUCGGGAAGCAAUUGAAUUCGGCCACCAGCAACUAGGUAUUUCAGAAGAGUUGGAUUCAGCCAAUAUGCGAGCUGAGACAUACCUAAACCUAAGUCGAGCGCAUGCCAGUUUGGGAGGUUUGGAAAGAUCAUUAAGUUAUGCUCGACACUCACUUUAUAACGAAUGCGGAACAAAAUGCCGGAGUGGUCUCGUUCAUUUGACGGUAGCUAGAGUUUAUCUUGAAAUGGGUGGCUUCUCUAGGGCGUUAGAAGGUCUGCAGGGUGCUUUCAAAGUUGCAACGGCUAUUGGCGACCCAUCACUUGAACUUCAAGUAUACGUAGCGCUAUCUGAGCUUUUUGGACGACUUCAGGAUAAUGAAAAGAGUGCCAUUUAUGCAUCUAAGGCAUACGAUCUAUCGCGUUCCCUACAGCUAGGUGAUCUGAAUUCGUGCUAUCAUAGAGCAGCCUUGUUGCGAAUGGCUGUAUCUUUAAGAAAACAAGGUGAACUUGGUGAUGCCCAGGACUAUUGUAAGGAGGCAACCAAACUUUCCCUUAUGUCUGGAGAUCAGGCCACAUAUACACGAAGUAUUCGUGUCAUGGGAGACAUUUACCGAAAAAAAAUGGAAAUUGAUCGUGCUUUUCGGCAGUACGAACAGGCUAUGGGUACGUCGGCUAGCUUAGGUGAUCGUAUGGCUCAAAUGGAAGCCAUGGAUGGGGCAGCGCGCUGUUUGGAGACUUUACGUAUCCAAAAUAAAAUCUGCAACUGCAGACCGCUGGAAUUUAAUACACGUCUUUUGGAAGUAGCUAGUUCUAUUGGAGCAAAGUUUUUGGUUCGAAACAUUCGUUGCCGUCUGGCCCUAAUCUAUCGUGCUUUGGGGGAUGAGGAUCAAUGUAACACCCAUUUUAGACUUGCAAACCAAACCGACGUGGCAUUGGGCUUGAAUUGUGGUGGUUGUGGUAAAUCCUUUGGUCUUCAGCCAGGAAAUCUAGAGGCUUUACCUUGUUCACAUAUUUUACAUGCAAAAUGCGCCUUUGAUGUAAUGCGACGACGCGACCAAAAUGCGCCUAGAUCAUGUCCAGCUUGUAAUAAGCUGUUAAGUUCCCGGUUACACCUUUGCAGCAGUGUUCCGACAGGCGUGGAGUCUGAAAGUUCCGACGGGGGAAACGCUGUUACGGUUGACAUUAAGUCAAACGUAUUAUCCAUCGAUGGUCUUCUAGAAAUUAACUCUGAAACCAUUUUGCCAUCAUCAGUAUUUACUAAUGUCAAUAAACCCGUUCAGGAUAAUGAGAACAUUACUUUCUUAUCUCCAAAAGUUAUGUACAAUAGCAACUUAUCAUUAGCUUCUUUAAGCAUGCGCGCAUCCAGUCUUACUAUUGAUAGCGCUGAAAAUGCGACGUCAUCGGUAUAAACUGAUCUUAAAAACGUGACUGUUGAAGGAGGUGUUCUCCUUUAUAAAGGAGAAUCGCUUACUGUAAUGUCGCUUGUCGACCAAUAACUUAUCGUAUUUAAAUAAUGCAUUUUGAAUGCGCUCCAAAGUUAACAAAGGCUUCAUUGAAUUCUUCAUGUGGUGAAUAAUGUUGCACGUAACACUAAUUAUGCAUUAAUUAUUUCCUUUUUAUUUUGAAACUAGAGUACCUUAUUAAAGCUAAUACUUGUUACAUUAAAUUCAUUGUUAAAAAGUAAAAGUUGCUCAAAAUAUGUAAUGUUUGAAGGUAAUUUAUUAUUAAAUAAAUAAAACGUU
This is a messenger RNA of Drosophila ananassae, 2403 nucleotides long. RefSeq names its product 43 kDa receptor-associated protein of the synapse. Gene Ontology annotation, biological process: chemical synaptic transmission. Lineage: Eukaryota; Metazoa; Arthropoda; Insecta; Diptera; Drosophilidae. Gene Ontology annotation, cellular component: synapse. Gene Ontology annotation, molecular function: protein-membrane adaptor activity; acetylcholine receptor binding. The record is from RefSeq and is a predicted model, not a curated record. The transcript has 10 exons. The coding region runs from base 241 to 2070 and encodes 609 amino acids.